Molecule: messenger RNA, 613 nt
Organism: Caenorhabditis auriculariae
Lineage: Eukaryota; Metazoa; Nematoda; Chromadorea; Rhabditida; Rhabditidae
Source: the annotation of a GenBank genome assembly
AUGAUGGGGGAGUCGGACUCGAUUUUCGUACUUUGGUUCACCUUGACAGGUACUCAACUUCCUCAAAAAUUGUCUAAAAAUGAGAUCGGUCUUGACUUUUCAUUUUUUUUGGCCGCGUGAGGAAUGGCUCAACGCGUUGCGGUUCAAUUAAGAAUGGCUUUAAAAGUUGCGGUUGAACUUUUCUCUCUUUGUCUAAAAUCUUUGUCUAAAAAUGUUUUUGCCAUCUUUUAACUUUUUUUUUCUGACCGCAUGUGGAAUGGCUUAAUGCGUUGCGGUUGCGUUGCGGUUCAAUUAAGAUAAUAUAGACCCUAAUUUGAAAAAAAAAGUCUGAAAAAACCAUAUAAGCUCAAUAAAAAAAGCUAGAAGAAACACGAUCCUUUUUUAAACUUUAGGUUCAUUGAAUUUCCGCUCUCGUCUGAGAUUUAAUCCGACGCCCGUCAGCCCUGGACAAGCUGGGCGCCGUACCGUUCCUACAUGGAGAAGCAAUGAUCGUCGGAAACGCUCGAAAGUCGUCUACUACUAUAACAAGAAAGACGAGAUGCUCUACGCGCCGUCUACGUUUGAUCAACGACAGUUUCGCAAACCGACGAACAACUCUUCAAUUAUUCCAUGA